Galeopterus variegatus (Sunda flying lemur) is the source of this 1759-nucleotide messenger RNA. RefSeq names its product isthmin 1, angiogenesis inhibitor (gene ISM1). The record is from RefSeq and is a predicted model, not a curated record. Lineage: Eukaryota; Metazoa; Chordata; Mammalia; Dermoptera; Cynocephalidae. Gene Ontology annotation, biological process: negative regulation of angiogenesis. The coding region runs from base 1 to 1467 and encodes 488 amino acids. The transcript has 7 exons.
AUGGCACUUUUCCCUACGUGGGGUGAAUCGUCAAAGGCAGGAAUACAGAUUUCUUUCAUCUCCUACAAUCAGACACUGAAGAAAAGGUGUGUGCUGCUGCUGCUGCUGGGGCUGCUGCUGCUCACACUGCACAUCACGGUGCUGCGCGGUUCGGGAGCCGCCGACGGGCCGGACGGGGCCGCGGGCAACGCCAGCCUGGUGCAGCUGCAGAAUAACCUCAACGCGGAAAGUGAUUCCACAUCAGAAACCAGCUUUCCUCUCUCCAAACAAGCACCAGGGGAGCAUUUGGACCAUCAGGCCGCGCACCAACCCUUCCCCAGACAGCAAUUCCGACCAGAGACUGGGCACACUUCAUUGCAAAGAGAUGGCCCCAGAUCCUUUCUCCUUGAUUUACCAAACUUUCCAGAUCUUUCCAAAGCUGAUAUCAAUGGACAGAACCCAAAUAUCCAGGUCACCAUAGAGGUGGUCGACGGUCCUGACACUGAAGCAGAUAAAGAUCAGCAUCCGGAGAAUAAGCCCAGCUGGUCAGUCCCAUCCCCCAGCUGGCGGGCCUGGUGGCAGAGGUCCUUGUCCUUGGCGAGGGCAAACAGCGGGGACCAGGACUACAAGUACGACAGUACCUCAGACGACAGCAACUUCCUCAACCCCCCCAGGGGUUGGGACCGUCCGGCCCCAGGCCACCGGACUUUUGAAACCAAAGAGCAGCCAGAAUAUGAUUCCACAGAUGGUGAGGGUGACUGGAGUCUCUGGUCUGUCUGCAGUGUCACCUGCGGAAACGGCAACCAGAAGCGGACCCGGUCUUGUGGCUAUGCAUGCACUGCAACAGAAUCUAGGACCUGCGACCGUCCAAACUGCCCAGGAAUUGAAGACACUUUUAGGACAGCUGCCACCGAAGUGAGUCUGCUUGCGGGAAGUGAGGAGUUUAAUGCCACCAAACUGUUUGAAGUUGACACGGACAGCUGUGAGCGAUGGAUGAGCUGUAAAAGCGAGUUCUUAAAGAAGUACAUGCACAAGGUAAUCAAUGACCUGCCGAGCUGUCCCUGCUCCUACCCCACCGAGGUGGCCUACAGCACAGCUGACAUCUUCGACCGCAUCAAGCGCAAGGACUUCCGCUGGAAGGACGCCAGCGGGCCCAGGGAGAAGCUGGAGAUCUACAAGCCCACGGCCCGGUACUGCAUCCGCUCCAUGCUGUCCCUGGAGAGCACCACGCUGGCUGCCCAGCACUGUUGCUAUGGCGACAACAUGCAGCUCAUCACCAGGGGCAAAGGGGCGGGGACGCCCAACCUCAUCAGCACCGAGUUCUCCGCCGAGCUGCACUACAAGGUGGACGUCCUGCCCUGGAUCAUCUGCAAGGGCGACUGGAGCAGGUACAACGAGGCCCGGCCUCCCAACAACGCACAGAAGUGCACGGAGAGCCCUUCGGACGAGGACUACAUCAAGCAGUUCCAAGAGGCCAGGGAGUAUUAAAGAGACCGGGAUGAGGUGGGGCGACGCCACCUCUGGCUUUGUGACACAAGCACGCUGCACUGAUCUGCCACUGGCGCCGAGUCCUUCCUCUCCGCACAUGUGUCCAUUUGUAUAGAGCACAUAAGUAUUUGUUAUAGAUGACACCACGGCUGUGCACCAGGCCCGGGUACCCGUCAUCAGAAGCCACCCUUGCUAUCUACGGUGCCUACGGACCUCCUUGGAAGUCCUCCCAGGGGCGAUGUGGGCAGGAGGAAGGGGACGACAGAAAAGCCAGAAGGAGAACCUGGGGGAC